This is a messenger RNA of Paramecium octaurelia, 2144 nucleotides long. The record is from the annotation of a GenBank genome assembly. Lineage: Eukaryota; Ciliophora; Oligohymenophorea; Peniculida; Parameciidae.
AUGCAAUAAUUUCCAACCUAAGUUGAAUUUUAGGAAGACUUUGAUUUCAAGAAUUCAUAAAUGUUAGGACAAGGAACAUUCGGAAAAGUAUAUAAGGCAAAAGCUUUAAAAUCUCUUCCACCUGGUUAUUAUGCUCUGAAAAUUAUAGAAACAUCGAAGUAUAAAAUAAAAUAACUUAAGUGAAUAAGCGUAUGAGCUUGCUAUUCAAGAAUUGAACUUAUAUCAAGUGAUCACUUAUCAUUAGAAUGUCAUAAAGGUUCAUAAGGUCUACUCUUGGAUGGAACAGAUGCCAGCAAAGAAAUAUAUUUUAGUUUUUGCAAUGGAGUUGGCUCAGAAUAGCUUGAAAGCUGAUAUCGAUGAAAGAAGGAAGGCUUAAUUAGAAUUUGGGGGUAUAUAAUAUGUAGGUAAAUUCUUUUAGAUUUAAUGCUGAUAGACAUUAUGAAUUAAUGUUUGAAAGCAUUUUAUUAUCUUGCAAAAAACAAACAUUUGUUUCACAGAGAUAUCAAACCAGAAAACAUCCUAGUUACCUGCCGAUAACCAUACACAGUUAAAUUAGCAGAUUUUGGGGCUGGAAAAGAGAAUUUUAAUGGACAAGCAAUGCUUAAUACAUUAGUAGGAACACCUUUAUUUCUGUCUCCUAAACUCUAUAUUGCUUAUACAACUAAUUAGCCAGGAAAAGUUAAGUAAAUACUAAACUUAAGUUAGACAUGAUUUAGAGAAGAGUGAUAUAUUUUCAUUAGGAAUUACAUUUCUUCAAAUGAUUUUACUUCUAAGUGACAAAGAUCUUUCGAAAUUGAAUGAUCCAAUCAUAUAUGAAGAAAAAACUGGAAAUGCUAUAGAUUCUAGCGAAGAUCCAAUGAAGAAGAAAGAUUGUUAGGGUUGGAAGAAAUUGUAAAGUUAAGUUAGCAGGAUUUAAAAUCCUUAAAUCAAGGCAUGUAUCUAAGGAAUGACAGAAUUCAGUGAGCGAAACAGAUUUACAUGGCUUUAAGCUUUGAAAGCAUUGAAUCCAGAUUAUGAGGAUGAGUAAACAAUACAAUUAUUUUAGUGAAAAGGAUUAAUCUGUUCAUCCAGCUCAGAUUAAUGAAUAGGCCAAGGCUAUUAAAUUUUAUUCUAAUUAAAAUACAACUUUGAGGUAUUUAGGGACUCUUAAUGAUUUGUGCAAUCACAAGAAGAUUAUCUCAGCAGGUAGUUAAAUAUUGGCCUAUUCAAAUGAAGGAGUAAGAUUGAUAUCCUUAAACGGUGUAUCAGAAUGCAUUUUUACUUAAAGUAUUAAAUAAUCCUAAUGCAGACGUCUCUUUUUUAUCGUAUUUGCAGACCUUAAAUAUUUGUGUUGGGAUCACAUAAUCUGGAGAGAUUUUUGGAGUGAAUUUGAAGAGCAAAACAUUUUAUUGUGAGAAAAUCUUAAAUUUUCAAUCUGAUAAGAUCACAGUAAAUAUAACAUGGAUUUUAUUAGGUGAUGAAAUACAUGAGAAAAGACUUAUGUAUAUUAGGGUCGGAAACAGGAGAAAUUAUGAUUCUGGCAUUUGAUACUUAGCCACCUUCUAUAAUUAAAAAAUACAAAGAUGUGGAUAGAUCUGUGGUGGAUUUGAUUUAUGAUGAUGAAACCAAAUAGAUUAUUUCAUCUCAUGAGAACCUAAUAAUUUAUGGAAAAUAUUUGGUAUAUGAAUAAUCGUAAUAUUCCAAACUUAUCUUAGUGCUAAAUUUCAAUUUGAUGCUUAGAUCCAUAAUCUAUAGUUGAUAUCAUCUGAACAUUUUGCAGGAAUAAGUAAGAACCUACCUUAAAUACCAAUUUUUCAUAUUAAAGAUGGUAUGAUUAUUAUAUAAUUUUAGGCAACAUAACCAUUGUGUAAAAGUGCUAAAUUAAUGGUAACAAUGUACCUCUAGCAUUAACUUUAUCUGAUAAUUAUCUUGUUUGGGUUUGUGAAAAAUAUAUUGGAUCUAUUCAAAUCAGCACACAAUUAAAUCAAUUGAUCGAAAAUAAAGGAAAUGAACUCAUGGUCAAUGCUUCAAAACCAGCAAAACUUAUGUGCUUUUUAUAAAUUGAUAAAAUGAUUAUAGCAAGUGAUGGGUUGUAACUCCAUAAAUACUAAAUUGGAAAAAAAUCAUAAGAUAAAACAGUCUGCCAAAACUGCGAAAUUUUUUGA